Messenger RNA from Anastrepha obliqua, 1246 nucleotides. RefSeq names its product trans-1,2-dihydrobenzene-1,2-diol dehydrogenase-like. Gene Ontology annotation, molecular function: nucleotide binding. The transcript has 5 exons. The record is from RefSeq and is a predicted model, not a curated record. The coding region runs from base 140 to 1138 and encodes 332 amino acids. NCBI's taxonomy places the organism in Eukaryota, Metazoa, Arthropoda, Insecta, Diptera, Tephritidae.
UGAAGUUGUUAUCAGCCGGCUCAAUUGUGAACUGUGUGUGAAAAUUUAUUUGCAUAUAAACACAGUCACUUUAGCAAUCUUUAGUGCGAUUUUUAUAAUUUUUAAUAAUUGUUUGAACAGAAUUUCUAAUAGAAUUAAUAUGGCUUUGCGUUGGGGUAUCGCUUCUGCUGGUAAAAUCAGCCAUGAUUUCGCCGUUGCCAUAAGUACUUUACCGGGAAGUGAUCACAAGAUAGUAGCCGUGGCUGCUCGUCAAAAGGAUCGUGCUGAGGAAUUCGCCAAGAAACAUGAAAUACCAAAUGCUUUUGGUAGCUAUAAAGAGAUGGCUGGAUUUGCUGACGUGGAUGUGAUCUACGUUGGCUCCUUGAACCCACAGCACUUGGAAAUCGCUGCACUGUACCUCGAACAUGGCAAGCAUGUGUUGUGCGAAAAGCCGCUCUGCAUGAACUACAAGCAAUCCAAGCAGCUCAUAGAUCUCGCCGAAAGCAAAAACCUUUUCCUAAUGGAAGGGAUCUGGUCACGCUUCUUCCCUGCCUAUCAAUAUCUGCGUCAACAAAUCAAAAACGGUGUACUGGGUGAAAUCAAAGAGGUUAAUGUUGCAUUUGGUUUCGACUUAAGCCACGUCGAUCGUUUGACCAAAAAAGAUUUGGGAGGCGGUGUUGUGCUAGAUUUGGGUGUCUACGCUAUACAAGCAUCGCAAUGGGGCUUCCAAGACACGCCACUAAAGGUCAUAGCAAAGGGCGAACUCAAUGAAGACGGUGUGGAUAAGUACGUGGAAGCCGAGUUGCAGUAUUCCGGUGGACGCGUCGGCAAGUUAGUUUUCGGCGCUAAAGAAGAAUUGGCGAAUAAGGCGGUCUUCAAGGGCACGAAAGGCGAAAUCACGAUACCAUUGUUCUGGUGUCCCAUCAGUCUCAUCGAUGUUGAUGGACAGGUGAAGGAAUGGCCCUUGCCAAAGGGAAGGUACGCUACUAACUACGCGAGGUCAGAGGGUUUCCGCUACGAAGCUGAGGCAGUACGUCAAAGCAUACUGAAAGGUGAAAUCGAAAACGAAAACGUCACCCACAGUGAAAGUCUAAUUAUUGCUAAAGUGCAAGAUGAUAUUAGAAAACAAAUCGGUGUAGUCUUUCCAGAAGAUAACUAGCAAAGUAAAUGAAUUUGUUCGUAUAUAAAGUGUCCCUUUAUUAGUUACAAACUGCAUAUCCUUCUAUAAAAUACACAGGUAUAUGCAAAGGGGAUGAGAUAACCUUAA